Molecule: messenger RNA, 2121 nt
Organism: Carlito syrichta (Philippine tarsier)
Lineage: Eukaryota; Metazoa; Chordata; Mammalia; Primates; Tarsiidae
Gene: TMEM53
Product: transmembrane protein 53
Exons: 3
Coding region: 41-1054 (337 amino acids)
Source: RefSeq, a predicted model, not a curated record
UGGUUGCUAGGGCAGAGCUAGUGGGGUGCGGCGAGAGGCUAUGAGGGCGACUCGGUGGUUGCUAGGGCGGGAGGUCACAGAGCGCGGCUCCGGGAUUGGGCAGUGUCGGGGGAGGUGUGUGGUGAUUGGGCGGUACCCAGGAGGCGGCCGGCUGAGGCCCGGGUGCGCAAGCGGGAGUUCCGGCGGGAGGCCCGUGCUGAGGGCCAGCGCCUUCACCAUGGCCUCGGCUGAGCUGGACUACACCAUCGAGAUCCCGGAUCAGCCCUGCUGGAGCCAGAAGAACGGCCCCAGCCAAGAUGGGAAAGAGGUGGAAACUCGACAGCCGGUAGUGAUCCUCUUGGGCUGGGGUGGCUGCAGGGACAAGAACCUUGCCAAGUACAGUGCCAUCUACCAUAAAAGGGGCUGCAUUGUAAUCCGGUACACGGCCCCGUGGCACAUGGUCUUCUUCUCCGAGUCCCUGGGCAUCCCUUCACUUCGUGUUUUGGCUCAGAAGCUGCUUGAGCUGCUCUUUGAUUAUGAGAUUGAGAAGGAGCCCCUGCUCUUCCACGUCUUCAGCAAUGCUGGUGUCAUGGUGUACCGCUAUGUGCUGGAGCUCCUGCAAACCCAUCGGCGCUUUUGCCACCUGCGUGUGGUGGGCACCGUCUUUGACAGCGGUCCUGGAGAUAGCAACCUAGUAGGGGCUCUGCGGGCCCUGGCAGUCAUCCUAGAGCAUCGACCUGCUGUGCUGCGCUUGUUGCUCCUGGUGGCUUUUGCCCUGGUGGCAGUCCUGUUCCACAUCCUGCUUGCUCCACUCACAGCCCUGUUCCACACCCACUUCUAUGACAGGCUGCAGGAUGCAGGCUCUCGCUGGCCUGAGCUCUACCUCUACUCAAAAGCCGACGAGGUCGUCCUAGCCAGAGAUGUGGAACGCAUGGUGGAGGCACGCCUGGCACACCAGGUCCUGGUGCGCUCUGUGGACUUUGUGUCAUCUGCACAUGUCAGCCACCUCCGUGACUACCCUACUUACUACACAAGCCUCUGUGUCAACUUCAUGCGCAACUGUGUGCAGUGCUAAGGUCCUUUCUCCAGCUCACCUGACACCUCCCCACAACCUAAAUCUGUAGGGCUCUCCUCUGGUUCAACUCCUAUAGUCCUUUGGGACUUUGUGACCCUCUAAAUAGAAAAUUCCUGUGUGACUCUUUUUGGAGGGACUGCUGGUGGUCUGCUUACCCCAGGAUCCUAAGGGGCGGGAUUGCCUGGGCAGUGUCUCUGGAGGAGACUUGCAGUAGGUUGUGUUUGGAUAAGCGCAACAGUCAGGCUGCUGAUUCCUGUGGCAUUUAGGCUGUAAAGAUUAACAAAGAGCGGGGAAGGGUUUGUGGAUGAACCCAGAGUUGAUUUUUUUUUAAUUGGGGUAACAACACUAAACAUGAGAUCUACUCUCUUAACAAAAUUUUAAGUGUAUAAUACACUUAACCAUAGGCACAGUGUUGCACAGCAGAUCUGUAGAACUGAAUCAUCAUGCAUUGUGCAUCAUCUAGAACUCAGUUAUCUUGCAUUACCGGAGUUGAGUUUUGAUUCCUCGAAUGGAAGGUAAGCUUUAUGGGGUGAUGCCAGAGGGUGCCUCUGGGUCUGGGGGUAAGGCCUGACUGGGGAUGGGGACUGUGAUCCCUGCUCCGGAAGGGCAGAACCCCACAGUGUAAAGCACUAUCCCCGUGGAUUCUGCUCAUUCAGGCCUCUCUGACCUCAUUGCCCAUAAGUCUGAGGUAGAAGUCAGGUGAACCACUGAGGAUAUGGGCUUAGGGGCCUGCCUGGCUCUACCACACUGCUAGGAAGCCAGUGGAUCCAAGAGAGUCGCAAACUUAAAGCUGCAAGAUGGAGUGGAGAAAGGUAGGCCGCAGUGCUCUAACAGGACCUGGAACAAGCUGACUGUGGGCCCUAAAGACCAGAACCAGGGUAAGGGAAUUUUGGGCUGAACAACCAACUCCUUUAUCUCCUUGGAGGGAGGGAGACCCGUUGGAUACUCUACAGGCAGGAGAGGUGGCUCUAGCCUUACAGUUCUGUACCAUCUAUCAUUCUUUAAGUCACUGCUGCACGAUGCUGGCUCAUAGUUAGUAUUCAAUAAAUAUUUGUUGAUUGAAUGAA